UAAAUCCUUAAACAUGCUAUUUAUAAUUCUUUAUUUCCAAGAAAUUUCGCAAUUUUAUGGUUGUAUAAAUUAUCUUGUUAGGCGUGUGUACAAGAUGUUUUAUACCUUGUAAAUGAGUAUUUAUGCUGUACAGUUUUUAGGAUAUUAAAAAGAUCAAUGAAGGAAAAAGGAAUGUGUUUUAUAUGACGGAAAGGAUAUUAUUUUUGGUGAUUAAUGUGAUAUGAAUAUUUGUCCUGGUUAAUUUAUUUAUCUACUAGAAAAAAAAAUGGAAGAUGACGUUGGUUGUUGUAGAGUUAAUGUCAAUACACCACAAACUGGCCCAGCAUAUGGAACCCCUGAAGCAGUGGGAAGACAAGGUCAGGCCUUCAGUUCAAUGAGAAAAAUAGCGAUAGUUCAAUGCGGAUUGGGAGUUAUUACCCUUAUAUCAAGUAUUGGAGCCCUAGUUGUAGGUGCUAUGGCCAUAAAAGUCACUUAUCCAAUAGUUGAUGGAAUGCCUCUACUUACAGCUAUCUUGGCUUUGUUGUCUGGCUAUUUUGCCUAUAAAGUUUCCAUUUGUAAACCUGAAACCGAAGUUAAACGCUCAACUAAAUGCUAUGUUAUAACACAUUAUGUUUUCUGUGUAACUAAUGUAUCAAUAGCAUUUACAGCUUGUACAUUUGCUGGAUGGGCAAUAGCAAUUUGUAGCAACCAAAAUACACCUCAAAAUAUUGGUGCAUGUGAGCCCAACCAUGAACUAAUAAUGACAUUCAAUAUCAUUAACUGUAUAUCAUUCUUACUGAUUGCGAUAUCUAGUAUCUGGGGAUUGGUGUUAUUUUGUUUAUAUGCAAGAAUAUUUGGAUUCACCAAUCAACGCGAUAGGGUUAACCAACUUGAACGGAGAGUAGCCAAUUUGCAGUCUCAGUUGGAUCGAGCUAAUAAUGAUCCACCACCACCAUACAGUACAGGUUAUGAUAAUAAGAAUUAUCAAACAGUAUAUGAUGAGAAGUAACAUACUAUCUAAAAGUCAAGAGAUAUUACAUAUAAUAAUUAUAUACAUUAUACAUUUU
Messenger RNA from Lottia gigantea (owl limpet), 1046 nucleotides. RefSeq lists its product as hypothetical. The record is from RefSeq and is a predicted model, not a curated record. NCBI's taxonomy places the organism in Eukaryota, Metazoa, Mollusca, Gastropoda, Lottiidae. The coding region runs from base 266 to 988 and encodes 240 amino acids. The transcript has 5 exons.